Molecule: messenger RNA, 2587 nt
Organism: Triticum aestivum (bread wheat)
Lineage: Eukaryota; Viridiplantae; Streptophyta; Magnoliopsida; Poales; Poaceae
Product: dirigent protein 1-like
Exons: 2
Coding region: 78-683 (201 amino acids)
Source: RefSeq, a predicted model, not a curated record
UUUCCCGCAACUCAUCUCAGUAGAUCGUUCGCCACUUGUACUAGUUAACAUAUACAAGUACUACGUACUCGGACGUGAUGGCUAACUCGACCGCCUUGAUCCUUCUGAUCUCAUCGGUCCUGCUAGCCGCAGCUGCCUACAUCCGCCGUGAGCCAGGCCACGCGGACGGAAGCUUCGCCGACGCACACCUCCACUUCUACAUGCACGACGCCUACGGCGGCCCGCGCCCCACGGCCGCGCUCAUCGUCACUGGAAGGGAGCCGCUCCCACUACCGUCUGACGACGGCGCCACCGACCAGGAGACAACCUCCUCCUCCCCGCGGAGGUUCGGCGACAUCGCCGUGAUGAACAACGCGCUCACGGAGGGGCCCGAGCGCGGCAGCGCACGAGUCGGCACGGCGCAGGGGUUCACCGUGCGCGUCGCGGAGCACGGCGCCGUGAACGACCUAAGCCUGCACCUCGUGCUCGAGGCCGGCGGGUACGGGGGGAGCUCGCUGGCGGUGAAGGGCAGGGUGGACACGGGCGCCGCGGUGCGGGAGUCCAUAAUCGUCGGCGGCACCGGCCGCUUCCGCUUCGCGACGGGCUACGCGCUGAGCAGGAGCUACGACUACGACGUCGCCAGCGGAGGAGUCGUGGAGAUCGAUGUGUCUGGGUCCCACAUGCCAUCACGUUGGAUGAAAUAGUAAAAAGAAAGAAAAGGGCGUGUUGGCAGGAUUCGAGCCCAGUGCACAACACCAAGAAUAGAUGUAUGUGCAACAUGGAGAUGCACUCCUAUUUAUAAUAAGGCUACUGGGCGGAAUAAUAAAGAAAACGUUGAUUCGUGGGAAUUCAAACUCAGGAGUUCAAUUUUUUUGUUCUUUUAACGGUACCAGGAGCUCUUUUUUUUUAGGUUUUCGGUUUUCUUUUAGGGUAGAACACUGUAGCGAGUUAGCCGAUAAACCAAACAAGGGGGGCGUAUCUGGCGCACCGGGGUAUUUGUUGCUGCCUAUGCACCGGACCCCCGUUGCACAUUCAAAUUUUUUGAAAAAAAACAAAAAUAAUUUUAGCGCCAUUCGGAAAUAAUUUAGUGCAUUAACAUAACCUUAAUGUAUGUUGUCACAAAUAAUCAAAUAAAAACAACAUUGGUCGAGAUACAAACACUCCAACCAGACAAGACAGCCCGCCCAAGCUGACAACGCUCUCAGCCUCUCCGAAGUGAACAAUUAUGAGCUAGAUGUAUAUAUAUCGUGUUGCUCUUUACCUCUUCAAGCAUUUCUAUUUUUUAUUUUACUAUAUGUGGCACUUUUAUGGGCCCGCACAAUUGUUUUUCAAUUUCAUGUUUAAUUUUUUGAUAUUAUUUUCCCUGUUUAAAAAAAAUAUGUAAGAAAAUAUUACCACUGUAUAUGGACGGAGGUACCGUAUAUGCACUAUGCGACAAGUUAUAGCACUACUUUUAUGUAUUUUGCAAGUUUGGGCACUAAACUGAUCGCAGCGGACAAGUUAAGGCAGCUAUGGGGUAUUUAACUCUCUUUUAAAAGAUUUCACUAUAGACUACAUACGGAGCAAAAUGAAUGAAUCAAUACUCUAAAAGGCGUCUAUAUACAUCCGAAUGUAGUUUCUAUAGUGGAAUCUUUAAAAGACUUACAUUUAGGAACGGAGGAAGUAUGCUGCAUGCAUGUCUGGCCGGCGUAUGCGUCGAGUGAGCAUACUGAAUUUCAACCGAUGACAUCUAGGGGACAAAAUGAAAAAAAGAGAUAAUUGCGUGAGCAACCUCACAGUUUCAAGUAUGUGUGUUUUAGACACAUGUGUUGCAAAAAUAUGCACCUUUAUGGCCUUUGGUUUUUUGUUUUCGAGAAGAUAUCCAAAGUGCUGAUAUGUAUCCUAUACCCGAUAUUUAUCAAGGAAAACAAGAGUUCAUACAAAGGAAUGACAACUCAUCACAAAACGACUUGUAGAAAGUAAAGUUACCUCGAAAAUCACAUUUGUCGUCUUCCUUUGAUUGUUAUCCGCCUACCAGAGCAUGAAACUUACUAAACAAAUAGCAAGGAAAGGGACAUCUGCUACACUCCCACCAUACAAGACUUUGAAGACGCUAUAGUCACUCACUGCGAAUAACGAGAUCUGGUAACCGUUGAACGAACAUCAGCUGGACAAGCACCCCAAGCAGCACAUGCUUGCAAUUCUUCACCAUCAAUCCAAAGGGUUGGAGAAACCGAAUCUUGCCGCUGAACAAAACAAAAGAAGAAUUCGAAGUCGCAACACUAAAAUCCAGCCAACUACUUCUCCUGAUGGGCACACCAACUACCAAGAUCCAAAUAGAGCCAAUAAAUCUGGCAGCAUCUACCCUCACUUGCCCUUUGGCAGGGUUGAGAUACUCUGCAGUACUGUACCGUGCUGUAGUGCGGAUGACACAUGGGACCGGGUCCACAUGACAGCGACCGUACUGCACGCUGCGCUACAGCAGAGGAUCCUAACCCCCUUUGGCGGGUGCGGAUCAAACAUCAUUGAUGUAGGAAGAAACCGAAGAGACUUUAGUCCAACAUGCCAUCGUCGCCACCAUCUAGUUGAUGCCACCACAGGAACAAAGUUUAAGAGAAACACGAGGACA